AUGGCAGACACACAGGCCAACAGCACUCUCGGCGAUCUCUUGGAAAGUCUAAGUGAUUAUGAUCUUAACAAGAGGACCUAUGCUGCAAUACUUAAACACUUAGAAGCAGAAAAUCGACUUAAGUCAUCAGAUUUUGAAAAAUUAUUAACACUCUGCCUACAUGAAUACAGCAAAAAAAACACACUUGCCAUUUCGAGCUUAAAAAUCUUAUCAAGUAUUUUAAAAAAAGAAGACAAGGAACAAAACAAUUCAUCAGGAUUAGUUGCAUUAUUAUUAGCAGUCUUGAAUAAUCUCAAAUCAAAUGCCAGUGUUCUUAAAUUUUGUGUUUUAAAAGAAUUAUGUUUUGAAAUUGUUUUAUCAUUUCCUGAUAAAUGUUUGAUAACAGCAGUAGAUGAAUAUGCCAAUGAAUUUUAUAUUGUUAUGGAAAAAUAUUACCAGGAAUCAUCGGUUGAAGUAGUAGAACAAGUUCUAAUUUUAACAUUGAAACUGUUAACAAUUUUGCCUGCUGACAAAAAGAGCAAAUUUAUUAGAGAUGGGAUAAAUACCUGGUUUUCGAGCCUCAUACCAACUAUUUUUAACAUAGCAAAAGAAAACAGUUCUGGAUUAAAUGCAGCACUGGAGUUAUUAGGGGUUCUAUCAAAAGAACUUUCAACAGAAUCAAAGCACUAUGUUGGAAAUAUACAUUUUAAGAGUUUCCUCUCAAAGAUACCUUCACAGUAUGCGCCAAUAAUCUUAAAUCUAUUAAAAGAAGAUCAAAAUCAUUGGGCUCCACUGUGGAUUGCUACUGUAAAUCUGUUGAAAUUCAACAUAACGGCUUCCACCCUCAAUGCCUUGUUACAAGUGGAAGAAAUUGCUUUCAAAAACGAUCCCAAGAACAGGUGCUUGGCGUUCGAGUGCUGGAGAUUUUUUAUAGAUAAUUUUACUUCACAGAGUCGAAGAAGUUUAAACAGAAGAACUAAGCUUCUCGCGGUCCCGCUUCUUUCUUUCAACGCCAAGUUCGAGGAUACCGCUUUUGCAAAACUUGGCACUUGGUGGCAUUUCUUCAUCAGCCUGUGCGGCAAAUGUGACAUUUUAUCCGAUUACAUUCAGCCAUUUCUAACGUUCUGCUUUGGAUCUCCGCCGCCGUCGAACCAAAAUGCGGCUCCGGGAAUGAUUUCGAGUCGCACUAGGAAUUUGGGCCUCCAAGCUUUUGCAAAUAUUCUCGGACACCACGAUUGCGACUGCUCCGGUGAAUUGGAAAGACUGAAGACCGCACUCGUCGCGGGAGAGCAUUUAGUCAAAGAUAACAAAAAUUGGUUACAUCACUUCGGUGUCGCAUUAGACAUUUGCGUGGAAUGGGAAUCGGAACGAGCGAACGGGUAUUUAAAAUGUGCUUGGAAAUCAUUAUUACUUAAAACGUGUGACCUCCCGAGCGAAACGUCGAGAAGAGAAGAAAUGUUCGGUAAACUCUUAGAGAUUUUAGAAAAAUCCCUUCAGAAAUGCUGCUUCAACACUUCCAAAAUAACAAUCGACGAAUUGAUUCCCGCUCUCUUCGAGCUCGACAAGGAAACGACGACGGCGCUCGUGGAGAGCGAGGGUGGCGUCUUCCGCAGGAUACAAGCCAUCUUGGCGGAUUCUUGCAAUAACAAUUUUUAUUCAAGUUGUGAUAUCGACAAAACGACGAAAAAGAUAGGAGCGUUCACGGAUUACGCCUUGGAGAACGGCAGAAGCGUGGGCUUGGACAAUUUACUGGAAUCGCUUCCGAGUUCGGAAUCGGGAGUGCUCUUGUGGAGCUGCUACGUGGAAUCCACGAUGAAAUAUAAAUAUUUUUCCAACUCUCAAUGGAUCGUCGCCCUCGUGAUGUGGCCGAUCAAGCAAAAUAUUAUUUCAAACACAGAAAAAUAUUCAGCGACUUGGAUUAGUUUUUAUGAUCUUCUGGACGAGGGAAACGUAAAAAACGAAUCGAGCGCGAAGAUAACUCACUCGGUUAACGAUAGACUGUUGUUGUUCUUGUCGGGAAACAGAUCGGUGAACACGCCCUUGAGGCUGACGAGUAUCGUCUCCUUGAUUAAGCAGGAUUUCAAGGAGAGAGGAGCGGGCGCUCGGAAACCGGAUCAUUUGACCUUGAAAAUUCUGUCGAAGCAGAUCGACGACGAACUCAUCGGUCCCACGAUUUAUUGGCAUUUGCUCGACUGUUUGAAGUCGCUCUUCGACGCUUUCGUGUUUCACAAAGACGUCGUCGACGUCAAAAAGUUGCUGCUCGUCGCGAAUACCACUCUGAAGGUGACGCCGAAAGUGCUGUCGACCCUCGAGGCUGGAGAUACCGAUUCACUUCAUCGUGUGGAAUAUUUUUUGAAGAGUAUUCACGAUUUAAUAAAAAUAGACGAAUACUCGAAAUCGAGCGUCAUCAUCGUGGAAGGAAUGAAACGGCUCGCGUCCCAUCUGGCGGGUCGGCCGUCGGUGCUGUCGAAUCCCGUGAAACUAAUAUUUUCUUCGUUGAUUUCACACGAAGACAGAGAGAUCAAGAGUCUCGUGAGGAAGAUGUCGCCGGAGGUCGACGCCAAAGAGACGAACGGAAAGUCGACGCCCUCCAGAAACAGCAAAAAGAGUGUCAACAUUGUGAAAACGGUGGUCGAAAACGGAGAAGAAUUUGUCCAAAUCGAAAGUAAUUGGAAAUUUAAUCCGAAAAAAUUAACGGAACAUCAGAAGGACAAAUUGCAAAGUAAGCGAGAAGAUAUUCCGGCGCUGUAUCAAGAUUUGUCUCAGUCGCAAGACGAUAUCAAACUGAGGACGUGGAAAACCAAUACCACCGAAACGACGUCUUCCAGCAAAUCCUUCGGUUCCUGCGCCGCCAUAGACCGAGCCGUAUUCGACGUCACGCGGAGCCCUACGGCCGUUCCCGAAGUGGUAAAAACGAAUGACUUACAGUCGUCCGCGUCUAAAAAUUCGGACAUCUCUAAGGUGACCCCGAAGAUCAAAGACUCCAACUCUCCACGAAUACUCCUCAAAGAUCGCGUGACUCGAAACGUGAAGAACUUAGCGGAAAAAUCGUUUUUAAGCAAAGUCAGCGCCAGUGAACUGGUUGUGGUCUGUGAUAAGUUGCCGUCCAUUUUGCCCGCCGAGGCGAAACUCAACUCUGAGAACGCGCCGAACUCUGCCGCGUCGGUGGCCGGCUCGACGAAUGAGAAAAUCUGCUCCAUCAACAACCAUCGCGUGACUCGAAACGUGAAGAACUUAGCGGAAAAAUCGUUUUUGAGCAAAGACAGCGUCAGUAAACUUGUGGUGGUCUGUGAUAAGUUGCCGUCCAUUUUGCCCGCCGAGGCGAAACUCGACUCUGAGAACGCGCCCAACUCUGCCGCGUCGGUGGCCGGCUCGUCGAAAGAGAAAAUUUCCAACAACAACGUCGCCAAGUCCGCGUCGCCUUUGCCUAUCGCGGCCGAACGGCCGUCACGUAAAAGAAAGCCGCCAAAUAAAUAUAUCGAUUCGAAUAUUCUUGGAUACAAACGAAGAUCAAAUCAAAACACUAAUUCCGCCGUCGAUACGAUACUGAAUUCUUACCCUUUGCGAAAAAACUCCGACGACAGUUUAAAAUUGGCAGACGGAGCUUCACGUUUUACCGAUAACGACUCGCCUCUCGAAACCGAGGACGCGCCCCACGAAGACGAGAAUGAGGUCGCCACUCCGAAAACUGUAAACGCAAAGGAAAGCGGCACAAAGCCGUUUAAAAGAAGUGGCUCAAAGGAAUCACGCAUUAAAAAACUUUUGGCUAUAGAUAUGGUGAAAUCGACGCUUCCGAUCGUACGAAUCGAUAUCGGUAGUUACGCCACGAGGAACAAAUCCAAAAUGACCCCGGCCGCUGAGGAAUGCCGGCCGGCCCCGGACUCCGCGUCCCAAGACAUCAUCGAGAGCUCGCAAGACUCGUCGGUCACGGCGGUGUCGGUCGUCUCCACGAAAAACGUCGCGAACAGAGCGACGGUGUCUUCUCAUAACGAAGAUAAACAUAUUUCGGAUUUCCGGGACAGCUUCGAAGACACCUUGUUGCCGAGCGACGUGUGCGAUAGCGUAUUACCCGAAAAUGAUACCGUACUUCGACCCAACCUUUCGGCGGAAGAAGCGAACUCCGAGGUCUUCGACACGCAGACCGAUUUAACGGAAGCGUUAGACACGGAACCCACAAAUACGCAAUAUCGUGCACAAAUUGAGGACGAAUGUGAAUUGACCUCCGAAACUAAUCACUGUUUAGAAUCGAGUACGCAGAGUACUGCAGAUGCCGACACUAAACCCGUAAAUUUUACAAUUGACAUAAUCAAAGAGGAAGUUAUCGAUUCGUGUGUAUCUAAAGCAAACGAAUUUACGAAACUGUGCCCGACGAAUUCCACGAAACGCGUCGAAGAAGUCUCGAACGCUGCUUUCGUGUCUUCCGUCGACGCACGACCGACGGUGAAGUCGACCGAACCGACCGAGAGACGAGACGAGGCCUCUUCUCCCCUCAAAGACGACGAGCGGAGGAGAAGGGACUUUCUCGACGACACUUUAGAAAUAUCUCCGAUCAGGACGAUGAGUCCUCUGAUGCGCGAGAGGACGCCUUCGCCGGAGACGAGCGGCGAUUACGUCGUCGUAAAUCUCACGUCUUCGGUCCUGCUCAACGGAGAACCGGCGGAUCCGGCCGAUUCCCCUGAAGUUUUCACGGAGGACAAUACGGACGCGAGGGAUCUGUCGCCUCCCAGAGGAGAGCCGGUCGGGAGCGAGGGCUGCUCCGGCUCGGGACCGACUCCGAAGAGGAAGCCGCAAGUGCGGCCGGCCGGAAGGGCGGCGCAAAUGCUGGGCCUCUGCGUCCACAACGGAGACGGACUCCCGCCAGACGAGACGUCGAGGUCGACGAUCAGGAAUCUCAAGAGGUCCGCGGACGUCGGCAGCUCGGACGAGGCCGACGACGGCGAACCCUUCCUGCGGCUGGGACGCGUCCUGCCCGCCGUCGACAGCAGCCCCUGCGGCCCCAUUCUCAAGAGGAAGCACGCCGUCAUCGCCGAGGACUCCACGCCCUCCCCCGCCGGCAAGAGAAAACGAGUGAGCUUCCACGAUCCCCCGGUGUCCACGUCGGUUUGCGUGAAGAAGUACAUCGACCCCUGCGCGCUCCGCUCCCCUCAGAGCUCCGCGCCCCGACGACCGGACAGACCGGACGGGUCGCUCCUCCGCCCACUCGGCCAGACCUCCGCGUCUCAGAGGCGGCUCGACAAGAUUCUCGCCAAAACCGUCGAGAGCAUCCUUUCGGGCUCGACCGACGUCCCGGACUCGCUUUCGGGUCGGACGCCGACCGCCGGCGGCCUGGACCCGAGCGACCUCGACGACUGCGACCCUACAUUGGGCCGAUUGACCGAAUGCGAAGACCCCGUCGAGAACGUAACCUCGCCGCCUCGUCCGUCGGUCGAAGCUUUCGAGGGAAAGGUCGCGGUCGGCGGUCUCGCCCCUCCGACGGAGGUCGACCGCGCGGGCGUCGAGCGGCCGCAUCGGCCCCUUCCGGAAGCCGAUCACCGAAAGGCCGACGCGGGAGUGCAGAGCGACUCACCCGAGGUCUCCUCGGUUUCCUCCCAGACUGACGAAGAGCACCGCUCGGAGCGAACGGGCGGGGAUCGCAUAAGAGAGAGCGACGUGGCCGAAUACUUGAGUGCGAAUCCCAAUGUCGCGAUGGCCUUGGACGAGAGAGGCCUGGAGGCCUUGAGCGCGGCCUUCGUCAGGAGAUUGCUGCGAGACGAAGGCAAAAUGGCAGAGUUCGUGGUCACUUUGCUUCGGGAGAGGUUCGAGACGAAAGACGCCAUCGCCUAUUGGUGUAAUAUCCUGAAGACGAUCACCGAUAGUCCUUAG
Messenger RNA from Pieris macdunnoughi, 5841 nucleotides. The record is from the annotation of a GenBank genome assembly. Lineage: Eukaryota; Metazoa; Arthropoda; Insecta; Lepidoptera; Pieridae.